Messenger RNA from Danaus plexippus (monarch butterfly), 1756 nucleotides. RefSeq names its product neuropeptide F receptor (gene NPFR). Gene Ontology annotation, molecular function: neuropeptide Y receptor activity. Gene Ontology annotation, cellular component: membrane. Bases 291 to 1436 code for a protein of 381 amino acids. The record is from RefSeq and is a predicted model, not a curated record. Lineage: Eukaryota; Metazoa; Arthropoda; Insecta; Lepidoptera; Nymphalidae. The transcript is spliced from 4 exons. Gene Ontology annotation, biological process: G protein-coupled receptor signaling pathway.
GGAGAGCGAACGGACGUCCAGACGGGAGUAAACAUACUCACGAAACUUAACCGCACAUCAUAUUAAAAAUAAUUUUAUAUUAGAAUUUUUUAAAAUUUUUUUCUAUAUUCAAAGUGCUUUACUUUUAUUUUUUUUUAAAUUAAUAGUUUUUAAAGUGGACAGUCAAAAUAGGUGGACUUGGUAAUUUACGUGAUAACUAUGGAAAUUGGGAAAACUACCCCAUAUGUAGUGGUGGCACCGUAAACUGGACGUUAUGUUAUUAUUAUAUAAAACGGAUUUUAAACAUCCUCAUGCCUUAUUAUGAUGAUAUGAGGGAGGAUCCCAGUAUGAAUCUUACCCUAAAUGCCUCAGCAAGAUGGUUAAUCGAGGCAUCCCGGGGGGUCCAGAAUCCCAAUAUUCUACUACAGAAAUUCUCACAAAACAGAAAAGUGGACGACCCAACACGAUCCCUGCUCUUAACCUUUUACGGCAUCUUGGUGGUCAUUGGCGCUGUAGGGAAUGCUUUAGUGGUAAUAUCUGUAGUGAGAAAACCGGUGAUGCGUACAGCACGUAAUAUGUUCAUAGUCAACUUAGCUGUAUCCGAUGCGCUAGUUUGUUGUGUCGGCACGCCACUUACAUUAAUGGAACUUUUGACCAAACAUUGGCCAUUACCAGAUUGGCCCAGUCUUUGUAAAGCUUGCGGGGCAAUACAGGCUAUAUCUAUAUUUGUUUCAACAAUCUCCAUAACAGCUAUCGCAUUAGAUAGGUACCAGUUAAUCGUCUAUCCAACUCGGCCUGGAUUACAAACAAUGGGUGCACUUGUGACAAUGUUUUUCAUCUGGGUAACAGCGUUCACUCUGGCUUCACCCCUAUAUAUAUUUAGAAGUCUAAAACGGCACAAGGUUGGAAUUUUAGGUAUGGACUUCUUAAGUUUCUGUAUAGAAGACUGGCCCAUAGAAAACGGAAGAGGAAUAUAUUCUCUGUUUAGUUUAAUUUUUCAAUAUCUUCUACCAGUGCUGGUGGUUGUCAUAGCCCAUGUCCAAAUUCAUAGAAGGUUACGCGGCAGGAGACGGACCACCAGGAAGACCCCAGCCAUUUUGAUAGCCAUAGCUGUUACUUAUGUCAUAAGUUGGUUACCCCUGAAUGUUUUUAAUUUGGUUGCUGACUUUAGCAAAGAUGCCAUUCUAGAUGAAAAGUCGAUGACAAUAACUUAUGCUAUCUGUCAUAUGUUUGGUAUGUCCAGCGCUGUGUCAAACCCAUUACUCUAUGGUUGGCUCAAUGACAACUUUAGAAAGGAAUUUGAAGAAAUUUUAUGCUGUUGUAGACAGAAGAGGCAAAAGAAUAAGAACUCAAGGAUCAACAAUAGAAAAAUGGAUACCGAAUUGACAGCGCUUGCGCAAUUAGAGCACACUGUUACAGCAAAUACGAAGACAUCACAGUGUUCACAAAUUUUCUGACUAAAAUCUUGUUUCAAAUAGCAUGAAACUAUUGAAAUGCAAAACGUUUGAACUCUUGUCAAUUUAUUAUAUAGUGGUUAGCUUAGUUCAGUGUGAAAGUGUAAAAAGUUCCUUCGUCGUUGUAAUAAAUAAAAAAAUAAUUAUUAUAUUUAUUAAAUUAUGUGUAAACUGUAAAUAUAUAAUAAAGAUCUUUCUUUAGCUAUAGUUAAGGCGAUUUACGUUUUAUUGAGCCCAAAACGUAAAUCGCCUUUCACCAAUGUUACAAAAAUGUGAUUUUAAGUUACUUAAUUACAAUUUUUUAAUAAAAUAUUUUCUCGAAA